UUCAGCUGUGGACAGUGUGGGAAGAGCUUUUCCCAGAAGAUAAAUCUUUGUGUCCAUGAACAGAUUCAUGCAGGAAUCAAACCUCACAAAUGCUUGGAGUGUGGAAAAUGUUUCACACAGAUUUCAUCUCUUCGGAGUCAUGAGAAAACACACAGAGGGGAGAAAAAUGAAAAGUGCCUCGAAUGUGGGAAAUGUUUUAUCCUGAAAUCAAACCUGCUGCAACAUCAGAGACUCCACACUGGAAUAAGACCUUAUGAAUGCGCAGAAUGUGAGAAACGAUUUCUUACUUCUUCUGAUCUUCGGAAACACCAGAUAGGGCACAAAGGCGAUAAACCGCAUAAAUGUGGGGAAUGUGGGAAAGGUUUCCUUGAACGAAGGAAACUUGAGAGUCAUGAGAGAACCCAUACGGGAGAGAAGCCAUUCAAAUGUGUGGAGUGUGGGAUGUGCUUUUCCGAUAAAUACAACCUUGCCAGGCAUCAGAGGGUCCACACAGGAGAGAAACCAUACAGAUGCGGAGAAUGUGGAAAAUGUUUUGCUCAAAAGGGAUACCUUUCAGUACAUUAUAAAACCCACACGGGGGAGAAGCCCUUUCAGUGCAAUGAAUGUGGACAAUUUUAUCGUAGCAUAACAACCCUGAAAAAACAUGCAAAACUGCACACGGGGACCAAAAUUUCAAAUGUUUAGAGUGUGGGAGAACAUUUGCUGAUUCAUCUUCCCUUAGAAGUCCAGGGAAGUAUGGAUAACCAAAUAGAUACAGAAGAGAAACCUUAAUCACAUAACCUUAAAUUUAAGCAUAAUUUACAAGAAGAACUUUCCCCUCUGACUGAAAAGUUUUCAGUGUAUGCUGUCAAAAAAAAUCAAAUCUUUUUUGUUAACAUUUUAUUUUUGUUUUCAUUUUUCAAUAUACAGUUUAUUAUUUCAGGAAAUGUAUAAUAAGUUCCAAUUUAAUUACUAUUGUUUUGUAAUUAUUUUGUUUAGUUGUUAUGAGGGGGCUUUAAGCUAAAUGGAAAGGGAUUAUAUAAUCAUGUUGUUAGCUAUUUUUGUCCAUUGGAA
Molecule: messenger RNA, 1053 nt
Organism: Thamnophis elegans (Western terrestrial garter snake)
Lineage: Eukaryota; Metazoa; Chordata; Lepidosauria; Squamata; Natricidae
Product: zinc finger protein 79-like
Exons: 1
Biological process (GO): regulation of transcription by RNA polymerase II
Molecular function (GO): DNA-binding transcription factor activity; RNA polymerase II cis-regulatory region sequence-specific DNA binding
Source: RefSeq, a predicted model, not a curated record